GAGGCAAAAUGAGGGUAUUGCAUAUAAAUCACAAUUGUUGGACUCUGGCGUGGACUGUUAUCAUGUGCGUUAUGAGGGGAGUUUAUUCACAAGAACGGCAGGGUUACCUGAUUACUGCUCCGUCAGUGUUUCGUGCUGGUGUGGAAGAGGCCGUGAGCGUGACCAUCUUCAAUGCAGUUGCGGACACACGAGUACAGCUGCAGCUCAGCGUCAAGGGUGAGAUUGUAACCCACAGUCACGGCACUGUACGAGAUAAAGGCACCAUCAAAAUAAAGGUGCCAUCAGAUCUCAGAGGUCAGGCACAUCUAAAGGUGUGGGGGAACUGCCAACUCAAUGAGGGUGGCUACAUCUUUCACAACCAUACCACUGUGACAGUGGACAGCAAAGGAACAACUGUUUUCAUCCAGACUGACAAGCCAGUCUAUAAACCUCAGCAGAAAGUCCUUAUAAAUGUAUUCGCAGUCAUGCCAGACCUAAGGCCUACCAGUGAAAAGAUUGACGCUUACAUAGUGGACCCCAGAGGCUCCCGCAUAGUCCAGUGGAAAGAUCUGAAGUCUAUUUGUUGUGGAACGGUCAAUAUGAGCUUUCCACUGUCAGACCAACCUGUCUUUGGCGAGUGGUUUGUCUUUGUGGAGAUGCAAGGCCACACAUACAACAAGUCAUUUGUUGUACAGAAGUAUGUUAUGCCCAGGUUUGAGCUUAUCAUUGAGCCCCCUCCCUACAUCCGAGAUCUGAACAUGUGUGAACAAGUCACAGUUAAGGCAAGGUACAUCUUUGGGAAGGCAGUGAUGGGCAAAUUAAUGGUUAACAUGACAGUAAAUGGUGUAGGCUACUAUAGGCAUGAAGUUGGCCACACAGUGAUGAAAUCAAUGGAGAUCAAAGGUUCAGCCACUUUCAGCCUCUGUGUGAAGGACAUGAUGCCCUUAGAAGUUACUGACCAUUUCCGGGGUGCGGUCAACAUGUGGGUGACGGUGAGCAGUGUGGACGGUGGACGACAGACCGUGUUUGAUGAUUCAACACCAGUACAUAAGCAGCUCAUUGAUAUCAAGUACUCAAAAGACACACGCAAGCAGUUCAAGCCUGGUCUGCCUUACAAAGGGAUGAUUGAGGUGACCUAUCCAGACGGGAGCCCAGCUGAUGGAGUACAGGUCCGAGUUAAGGCAGAACUCACCCCAAAGGACAACCUCUACAUCAGCGAAUUGUUCUCACGCAAUGGCAAGGCCAUUUUUGAGAUCCCCUCUAUCCCCACAGCUGCCCAGUACGUCUGGUUGGAGUCAAAAGUGACGGCAAUUGACGGCAAACCUGCAGGAGACCGUUAUCUCCCCAACUAUUUGUCCAUCAGUAGCUGGUAUUCUCCUAGCAAGUGCCACAUCAUGCUCCUAAAUCCCAGUGCUCCUUUCAUGAUUGGACAAGAAGAAGAGAUUUCUAUGAUGUCCACCUGUCCUUGUAACUUCACCUUGCACUAUGAGAUCUCCUCUCGUGGGAAUAUCGUGCAGUCGGGUCAGAGACGUAUGAACAGCAUGGCCUAUCGCAGAAAGAGAGCUACAGUUACCUUCGAUGCAAACAUUCAUACAACUACCAAAUCGACACAUCACUUAGACUCUGGUGUUUCCUCUUCUCAAGCUGAGACGGACAGCUGUUUGUCAGUUCUGCAUUUCAACGUGACUCCCUCUAUGGCCCCUCUUAGUCGUUUGCUGGUCUACUAUGUGCGGGAAGAUGGCGAGGGAGUGACAGACAGUCUACAAUUUCCUGUGCAGCCCAGAUUUGAAAAUGAAGUGUCUGUUUCUUUGUCCACAAAUGAGUCAAUGCCUGGCAGUCCGGUCAGUCUUAAGGUCAGUGCGGAGAGUGGUUCAUGUGUAUGUGUGGCCUUGGUGGACAAAAGCAUGUACCUUCUCAAACCAGGCUUCCAGCUCACACCAGAGAAGGUGUUCAAGGAACUGGCUGACUUUGAUGUAUCUGAUGCGUUUGGGGUACCCAAAGACGAGGGGCAUUUCUGGUGGCCCAGAUUGUUAUCACGGCGACGGCGUUCUUCUGUGUUUCCAUGGCACUGGGACAUCACUAAAGAUGCCCGUUUUGCUUUUACGGAGAUGGGGCUGGUGGUCAUGACAGAUGUGGUGAGUCUAAAUCACAGGCAGAGUGGAGGGAUGUACACAGACGAGGUUGUGCCCGCAUUCCAACCACACACUUCCACCCUUGUGGCAGCCAUGCAUGCCCAAUCUGGGCCACGGGCUGGGAACCGGAGGCGUACAUUCUUCCCAGAAACAUGGAUAAUGCACUGCUUCAAUGUCAGUAAUGUUACCGGAGAAGCAGAGUUACGAAUGGAUGUCCCUGAUUCCAUCACCACAUGGGUGGCAGAGGCUAUUGGUUUGUCUGCUGAUAAGGGGUUGGGCCUGGCUCAGACUGCAGAACUGCGCACAUUCAAGCCCUUCUUCAUGGACAUCACCCUGCCAUACAGCAUUAUUCGUGGUGAACAAACGAAAAUCCCACUGACGGUGUAUAACUACCUCUCAUCUUGCAUAGAGGUCCAUGUGAAAGUUUCAGUGCCCAAAGGGAUCAAAUUUGUGGGUCAUCCAGGGAAACACCAUCUGACCCGCAAAAAGUGUGUUGCGCCUGGAGAGGCAACGCCCACUUAUAUUGUGCUGCUCUUUUCCGAAUUGGUGGCUGCCAACAUCACAGCUCGUGCCGUGGCCUACAGUGAGCCAAGCUGUUGCUCUGAUGGGCUGCAGUCCAGCAAAGCAGGCAAAGUGGCAGAUGAACAUGAGGACAGGAGAAUUCCAGUAGGCAUGGACUAUGUGCGCAGAAGCGUGCUGGUAGAGCCUGAAGGUUUGCCUAGAGAGUACACAAACAGCGUCUUCUUCUGUCCAAAUGAACGAAUCCAUAUCUCCACACCCAACAAAUACGAGUAUCAAUACGUCAAGAAACCGGACAAAGUCUUGCACAUGCAAGUGGCCAUCAAAAGCCACAAUGAUGCCCACAUUGCUCUCUCGCCCACUGCCCACGACAGCACUGAAAUGGUGGAGAUUGUAUUGGGCGGUCGGCAAAACUCACACUCCUGGAUUUCACGUGGUAAGAUGGGUGAGCCUGUCGUCAGUGCCCAGACGCCAGGCAUCCUGUCCUGGGAUGAGUUCAGAAGCUUUUGGAUCAGCUGGAGAGAAAGGGGAGUGCAGGUGGGGCAUGGCCUAGAGCCAUCCAGUGAGACCCUGAUCCUGCAAUGGAGUGGACCAGUUCCUGCUCAGGUGCGAUAUAUUGGCUUCUCCACUGGCUGGGGCUCUGUGGGUGAGUUCAGGAUCUGGCGCAAAGAAGACGCAGAUGAAAACCACAAUGAGGCUUUCACUCUUGGAGUCCCACACAAUGUGGUACCAGGCUCAGAGCGAGCCACCGCCUCCAUAAUCGGUGAUGUUAUGGGGCCCACCCUUAAUAACCUCAACAAGCUCUUACGACUCCCUUUCGGUUGUGGCGAGCAGAACAUGAUCCACUUUGCUCCCAAUGUCUUUGUGCUCAAGUACCUCCAGAAAACCCGACAGCUCAGUCCAGAAGUUGAGGCAGAGGCCACCGACUACCUACUACAAGGUUAUCAGAGGCAGCUGACCUACAAGAGGCAGGAUGGUUCUUACAGUGCCUUUGGGGAAAGAGAUUCUUCCGGAAGCAUGUGGUUGACUGCCUUUGUACUAAAAUCAUUUGCUCAGUCUCGUGGCUUCAUCUUCAUUGAUCCUCAAGAGCUGGGAGCGGCCAAAUCCUGGCUGAUCACCCACCAACAGGAAGAGGGAUCCUUCCCAGCAAUGGGCCGGAUACUCAAUAAAGACCUGCAGGGUGGGAUUCAUGGAAAGAUCUCCUUGACUGCGUAUGUGGUGGCAGCUCUUAUGGAAACCGGAAUUACAACUGAGGAGGAGAAGGUAGCAGUGGCGAAAGCUAAGGCGUUUCUGGAGAGCAAUACAUACUCUGCUGAUGAUCCAUACACCACAGCUCUGUCUGCAUAUGUGCUCACUCUACUCCGCAGUCCUUAUGCCCCACUGGCUCUCCGAAGACUUAACCACAUGGCCGUCACCCAAGAUGGCUGUACACAUUGGAGUUUUACUGGCAGCACUGUAACUGAUGAGGACACGUUCAUGGGCUUCAGUGAUGGCCUCUCCCAAUCAGUGGUGUCAGCUGAAGUUGAAAUGACUGCCUAUGGUCUACUGACCUACACUCUUCUGGGUGACGUGGCUUCAGCCUUGCCAGUGGUUAAAUGGCUCUCACAGCAAAGGAAUGCCCUGGGUGGUUUUUCCUCAACACAGGAUACCUGUGUGGCACUGCAAGCACUUUCCGAGUAUGCCAUCCUGUCAUAUGUGGGUGGGAUCAAUCUUACCAUAUCUCUGGCUUCAACUAAUCUGGACUUCCAGGAAACAUUUGAGCUUCAGUGGGACAACAAGAAGAUUCUGCAGAAAGUUGGGAUCCCCAGCCUUCCAACAGGAUUGUUUGUCAGUGCUAAGGGAGAAGGCUGCUGUCUAAUGCAGAUCGAUGUAUCUUACAAUGUACCUGACCCAGUAGCUAAGCCAGCUUUUCAGCUGAAAGUGGACCUGAAGGAACCCAGGCAAGAACGGCACGCACCACUUUCCUCACGCCACAUGUCUUCUCGCACUCGUUCUCGUGCUGAUAACCGAUCGGAGCUCAGUCGCAAGUGGAGGGCACCUAUUGACGACGAGGACCCUGCGGCCCACCAAGACCACCUCGACUAUCGUGUUACACUGGAGGUUUGCACCAGGUGGCUGCAUGCCGGCUCAUCCAAUAUGGCUGUCUUAGAGGUCCCUCUAUUGUCGGGCUUCCAUGCUGAUAUUGAGAGUCUAGAGAGGCUGUUGAUUGAUAAGAGAGUGGGGCUAAAGAGGUAUGAAGUGGACGGACGAAAAGUGCUGUUCUACUUUGAUGAGAUCCCCAGUCAGUGUAUGACCUGUGUGUCCUUCAAUGCCGUAAGAGAGUAUAUCGUGGGCAAGACGGCCCCAGUGCCAGUAAAAGUCUAUGACUAUUACGAACCAGCAUUUGAAGCCACUCGUUUCUACAAUGUGAGUGAGAGCAGUCCUCUUGCACGAGAACUGUGUGACGGUACUACAUGUAAUGAAGUGGAGAGCUCCAGCAAUCACUGGACAGGCUUUGUUCAGGGUGGUCAGUGCAACAGCAUUUUUGACUGUCCAGAGGAGGAACACUACGAGCGCUGUAUGUGUUAUCGGGACUGCGGCUAUGAUGGCGAGCCCAUCUGCGGUUCUGACGGGCAGCGCUACCAGAACCAGUGUCAAAUGGAGAUGUCCGCCUGCAGAAAUGGCACACGGAUUGAGCAAGUGCCCUUUAGCCACUGUCCACAGGUGGGGGUGGAUGUAGAGGAACGAGAACUUGCUACAGGAGAAGAACCAGAACAGGAACCCAUACUCAUUCCUGCAGGUGGGAAGGAGCCAGGCUCCAUGGCCGAGCUAUCCUACUAUUCAUACGAGUAUGACCCUGACAUGGACGGUUUUUCACCAGAGACCGAAGAGAAGUUAGUGACUGUAGGAGGGAAAGAGGAGGCCAUAGACGCAGUCAGACAUCUGGAUGGACAUCUCCUCACAGUGGACACAAAAGACUCUCCUGAACGAUGAGACCCCUGCCUGCAAAAAUGAGAGCUCCACAUUGUACAUUCUUUGUGAAUAUGAUUGUGUAAAAGAAAGACUGCAGAGGAGAGAUGAGCCCAGUCUGUUGCUAGAAGAUGACAGCUGUGUGUGUGUGUGUGUAUGUUCAGAAAGAGAGUAUCAGUUCUCUCUAUUUUUAUAUCUGCUGCCACUCAUGAGUAGUUUCAGAAGCUCUUUACAUUUAGUGAUGGUAUGACGUUUCUUCGUAUUCCUCUUGUAAACUAGAUUUAAUGUUCCAGUAUUCAUGUUUUUAAGUAUAAUUGACCUAAAAUCAGAUAUUUUAUUGUUUUGUUUUCUAUCUGUGGUAUUUAUUUCUGGCUAGUGCCUUUGUUCGUUCAGUUUGUUUUACAUAUCUUCAUAUCCUCAGUCAGAUCCUCCCUUCUAUUUCACCACAACCUACUUGCGUGGUUUCACACUGCUAAAAAUGUAUAAAGACUCGAUGCACACUUCCUGAGCAGGUCUUUAUUACAUACAAAGCAAACACAAUUGUGUUAAAGUGCGCUUAUUGCCACCGAUAUACACCCUGUCUACACUGGAUGCGAGCGUUGUGCCGCUUUAUGUUGCGUCAAAAACAAAACGCUGUCUACACUUGAUGCAUCCAUCGCGUUGCGGCGGCAGUUGACGGAUACCCGGUUUUUGGUGUUUCUGGUGUGCUGCAGAGUGACUCCAGACACUUUAUUAUGCCUCCGACUGAAAUAAAAUGAAUUUACUCACCAAAUAUCAUGUGUAAACAAACAUACAAACAAUUGCUAUGAAUUGUAUUCUUUAAAUAUUUCAAUAACUUCUGAUCGUUGCAUCAAAGCUCAUCUACUAAUUUAAAUCUUCUUUGUUUCUGCAGUGGUUAUAUAAGUAACAAGUAGAUUAUUAAUCCAAUGGAUUUCCCUCAAAAAUAAUUUAGGAUACAGGUUAUUCACCCAAUUUACCGUUGCUCAGUCUUGAGCUCAUAGUUGAUUUUCCCAUGUUUGCUGCACUGCAUUCCGGAUGUUCACUUCGACAUCGGUUGGUUGUGCACAGGGUGUGAGGCCAAAAAUGUACUUUACGCAAGUACUUGUACUCAGGUUUGAACGCUUGGUCAAUGCUUUGCCAAAACGUUGUCCGUUUGAACAUCCAUAACGUGCAUUCUUGCGUUUUUGUGGUGGAAAAAAAAAACAUCAGUACUAAAGGGGCCAAAUAGUGUCACCUCCAAAAGCCUGUAAUAUUUAACUGAAUGUGUUAUUCUGGUAAAUUGCCAUAAACUCAUUUACUGUAACUUAUUUGCUCUUCAAACUGUUGCUCCGUCAUGACAGUAGUUGACUUGUAAGAGAAAACUUACUGUAGAAGCGAACAGUUCACACUAAUUUACGUUAUCCACCUUUUUCACAGGGAUUUUACUGGGGAAAUGUAUGUGGGUGGUGGAUCUAUAGCAUUCCCUAUCUCUGGCUGCAGUCAUUUUAAACCCUGGUAAUAUGGCACGUUUCGAGUGAUCCGAUCGCAAGUGGUCGGCGCUAAAUAUAGUUGUUAAUGGGGUGCAGAAUAUUUUGCGAUUAGAUCACAAAAACACAGAGGUAUUUAAAUACCAUAUUGCAUUUGUAGUUUAAAACACCGCCCUUACGUGUCCCGGAUGGUUGUGAAGCACCACCUCUCACCAGUGUGAGUAACGGAAUACGUAUUUAAAAACAAUAUAUAAGUAAUUGUAUUCCACUACAGUUACAAUUGAAAUCAUUGGUAAUUACAAUACAGUUCAUAUUCAAGAAGUAUUUUGAUUACUGAAGAGAUUACUUUUCAUUUAAUUGUCAUUUGUUUCAUGUAAUAUUUAGUCCUUUCAAAUACAUAUAAAUGAUGUGAUCCAAAGUGCAUUUUUACAGCGGUGAAACACUUUAUGAUGUGUUACAUUCAUACGAGCAGACAGAGAAGUACGUGUGAAGCAGAAGAAAUAGAAAUAAACCUCGUCAGCUUUAUGCUAAGCUAAAAUUCUAUUUCUAGCCAUUUUACAUGCACGUUACCAGACACGAUCAUAUUUCUAUGAUCAUUUUGACAAGAAAAUUCACGUUGGAUCAUCAUUUAUUUUAUUCUAGUAAGAUCUUUGAUAUUAGGGCAGAAAUCAUAUUCUUCAUAAAAAAAAAUAUUGUUUUCCUGUAAAA
Messenger RNA from Xyrauchen texanus (razorback sucker), 7753 nucleotides. Its product is annotated as C3 and PZP-like alpha-2-macroglobulin domain-containing protein 8. The transcript has 43 exons. NCBI's taxonomy places the organism in Eukaryota, Metazoa, Chordata, Actinopteri, Cypriniformes, Catostomidae. Gene Ontology annotation, cellular component: extracellular region. The record is from RefSeq and is a predicted model, not a curated record. Bases 9 to 5603 code for a protein of 1864 amino acids. Gene Ontology annotation, molecular function: protein binding; endopeptidase inhibitor activity.